AUUGGCAUAGCAUCUAUAUCCACCAGCAUGCACGCGUCUCCUAUCCAUGUUCGUCGACGACACGCGAGCAUGGACAGCAUGGUCUGCGUCAUUCAUCUGGUGCUCGCUGUUUCGCUCGCACUGGCCGGCCCCAUCAUCGCCGGCGGCAGCACGGAGGAGGUUGGGCUAGCCCGCAAGCAGGCCGACGAGGCGUAUGCCGCACGGCAGAUGACGGCUCAAGCGACGACGACGGCGUCGACGAUGGGAAAGGAGGUGCACCGCCGCGUCCUCGGCAGCAUCAAUCCGUCCACACUCGAUCCUGACAAGCCAGCCUGCCUCGGAUCGUGCCCAGCUGCCGGUAGACCGUACACCGGCCGCGGCUGCCAGAAGGCGUACCAGUGCUCUAGCUGAACACCCACGGACACAUGCGUCGUUCGUCCCUACUCCAAUCAGGCAUCCUGUCCAGUGCAUUCGAUUUUUUAUUUUGUCAUUGUUUUUAAUUACCAUCCUUAUAGAGCCAACGCAUGAUGUGUACCGUUGCUGUAAACUGGACCAGCGCUACUUGUCCAAAACCUAAACACCAUUGGUUAUUGACAUUGUUCUGUUGCAAAUGGGCUUCCUAAGCUCCUUGAAAUGUACGGUGUCGAAUCAUCAAACCAAACAGAUUAGGACAGCAAAUGAACAAGGAAAGGUCAGGACGAUCAA
Zea mays is the source of this 684-nucleotide messenger RNA. RefSeq lists its product as uncharacterized. Lineage: Eukaryota; Viridiplantae; Streptophyta; Magnoliopsida; Poales; Poaceae. The record is from RefSeq and is marked validated.